UUGGUAAAAAGAUAGUUUGAUGGUCUGUCGUCUCUGAUGAAAAGAGUGUCUCAAUUUAGAUAAAUGAGACCUGGACGAACCAGUUCCGCGUUCGGAAAAGAAGAAAAAAAAAAGGAAAGGAAAAAAAUAAGAACUGACCGAAUUAUGAUAAAGAAAACAGAAGUUUGAUAAAGGAAAAAAAAAAUUGAAGAAAGUGAAGUGUCGAUCAAUCUGGAGUACCCUCUGUUGAUCUCAGAAGUUGAAGAUCUGUUUGAUCAGUGUGGCGUUUUUCCUCCUAGGUCCAUUUGAUUGGUUUAAAAAGUUGAUUCUGUUCUGAAGCAUAAAUAGUUUUUUAAGAUGGGAAGAAGUAAAAGAGACCAAGGUUUAACUGGUCACUUAGUUUUUGCAAUUGCUGCAGCAGCUCUUGGCUCAUCAUUCCAGCAUGGUUACAAUACAGGAGUGGUUAAUGCACCACAAACACUUAUACAGAAAUUCAUAAACCAGACAUAUUAUGAGAAACACAAUGAAGUGCCGAGCGAAAGUACAGUUGUCCUCAUCUUCUCCAUCAUGGUGUCAAUAUUUUGCCUUGGUGGAAUGGUUGGGGCCCUGGGCACCGCCUACCUCGCCGAAAAGUUUGGACGAAAGGGUGGUCUUUUGAUGAACAAUGUUUUCGUCUUCGUCGCUGCCGCCCUCUGUGGAUUCUGCAAAUUAGCCAAUUCCUACGAAAUGAUGAUCAUUGGUAGAUUCGUCAUUGGACUUAAUUCUGGUUUGAGUGCUGGCUUAGCUCCUAUGUACCUAACAGAAAUUUCUCCCAUUCAUUUGAGAGGGGCCGUGGGUACGAUCUAUCAGCUGAUUAUAACGACAACUAUUCUUAUAUCUCAAAUUUUAGGACUGCCUGAGCUCCUAGGUACUGAAGAAAGGUGGCCUUAUCUCUUUGGUUUAAUAAUUAUCCCAGCAAUAUUUAUGCUGAUUACUCUUCCACUUUGUCCAGAGUCUCCAAAAUUUAUUUUGAUCAAUAAAGGAAAGGAUGUCGCUGCCCAAAAAGCUCUUACCUGGCUUCGAGGCACUAAUGAUGUUCAUUAUGAAAUGGACGAAAUGAGAGCAGAAUUUGAAGAAAUGAAACUGGUACCCAAAGUGACCUUAAAAGAAAUGUACACAAAUCCGAUACUGAGGAAACCUCUCAUUAUUGCAGUUGUUGUUAUGCUGUCUCAGCAACUUUCAGGAAUCAAUGCGGUUAUCUUUUAUUCUACCGAAAUAUUCCGAAACGCUGGUUUAACGACACAAGCAGCAAUAAAUGCCACUCUAGGAAUGGGCUCGGUCAAUGUGGUCAUGACUCUGGUGUCCAUGAUCUUGGUGGAAAGAGCUGGCCGAAAAACACUUCAUUUGACUGGUCUGGCCGGUAUGAUGAUAAUUACACUGCUGCUAACAAUAUCCCUUGCCCUCACGCCCAGGGCUGCUUGGUUAUCAUAUGUCAGCGUAAUUUGUAUUAUUGGCUUCAUAGUAAUGUUUGCUUGUGGCCCAGGUUCCAUUCCUUGGUUCUUAGUAGCGGAAAUCUUUGGACAAGGAGCUCGACCAUUGGCUACAAGUAUUGCCGUAUCAGUCAACUGGAUGGCUAAUUUCAUAGUCGGUUUAGGAUUUUUACCUAUUGUGAGCUCAAUUGGCGAGUACACUUUCCUUAUUUUCUCUGCGCUAUUGGCUAUGUUUUGGCUCUUCACAUACAACCAAGUUCCAGAAACAAAAGGAAGAACAGUGGAAGAAAUUACUGCAGAAUUCCGGCAAAAAGCCAACAGUUAGAACAUAGUUUUCCUACAAAGAAAAUGAAACGGAGCUUCAAAGUUUUAGAAGAUGAGAAACUUGCAUUCUGUUUUUUCCCAUCAUUCAUAUAAUAGAUUAUUUCAUGAGUGAUCUUUUAAAGAUUCCAAUGAAAGUAGUCGUCUAUCUAUAUAUUUUGCAUAUAUUUUAUAAAUAUAUAUUAUAUAUAUCUGGUGCGUAUGUAUAGAAGUAUUUUUCAAAGUAUAUACUUUUAUGUUGCGUUGUUUUAAUGAACUGUUCUAUUUGAAUUUUACCUAGAUUUAAAGAAUCUCAUUUUUAUUUUGCUGUAAAUAAUCUUCAUCAUUGCCUGAUUGUAUUUAAAAAUAAAUUGUUUCUAUA
Messenger RNA from Parasteatoda tepidariorum (common house spider), 2130 nucleotides. Lineage: Eukaryota; Metazoa; Arthropoda; Arachnida; Araneae; Theridiidae. The record is from RefSeq and is a predicted model, not a curated record.